Molecule: messenger RNA, 1272 nt
Organism: Phyllopteryx taeniolatus (common seadragon)
Lineage: Eukaryota; Metazoa; Chordata; Actinopteri; Syngnathiformes; Syngnathidae
Exons: 4
Coding region: 199-645 (148 amino acids)
Source: RefSeq, a predicted model, not a curated record
UAAUCCACUUGGUCAAAUCCUUAAAAGGAGACUCACAUACACGAACACACAUUGGACUAUUGGAUGUGAAUUAAUCAACGGACCAGGUUCAGUUCAGCUCAAAGCGAUACAUUGGAUGUGCUCUGUGAGGGCGUAUACAUAGCACUUAUAGGAGAAAUAUUGGCAAAGCGGUUUGGGAAACAGGCGACACUUUUGAGAAUGGAUUCCAUCUUGUCACUGGGUGCCCCCCUCAAGCAGUUCACCAGCACCUAUGUGACUGGAAAGAGCAGCUUGCCCCCAAAAGGGGCCAAGGGCCGCAGAAGCAGCUUCACGCGCCGGAGGAGCAUCAGCAGGCGGAGAAGUAUGCCUUGCACAGGCCAGGAAGUUCCACACUCACACUGGCUCAGAGUGUACCAGGCUGAACUGAAGAGAGAGAGGAAACGACAACAGGCCGUGCUCGCCAAGAAGAACGCGGAGCGGUCUGUCAGGAAAACCUACUUCAGGAGCCAUCACUGCCUGCCUAGGAAAACAACCACGACCAGAAAACCAGCAGCGAAAAAGGAGGAUUCUCUCUUUGGAGCCUUCCAGAGCCUCAGUCUGGAUGGUGUGAUUGGAGGUGUGACUACAUCUGCUGCAGCAGGGGGAGACCAGUGCAAAGUCAUGUGAACCACUGAAUGACCCCUUUACUGACAACAAGGAGCCAGAGGACAAAUAGUUCCACUUACAUGGCUUGUCAUUUAUUUAAACACAAAUGCCAAAAUAACCGCAGCAAGAUGACAUUAAAUGCAGCAUCGUGAAGUAGCUGCCAAUGUGGACAUAUACAGUGAUAGACACCACAAAAAAGAUUGGCUUCUUAAGACCAACUUUUAUUUUAUGUAUAUAAAAAAAAAUGUCACCAACCAUUUGGUUGUUUCCUAAGAUAUGGAAGCUGUACUAUUUACUUACAUGAGGCAGGUAUAAUCCAAGAAAGUGUGAAUGAGGUGGGGUGGGGGGAAAAAAAAAAAAAAAAAAAAAAAAAAGAUUGCAGGGGGUGUAAGGGGUACACGGUAUGGAAAACAUCAGGUUUUAAGUUAAUCAAGUCCCAUUUUUACAUCAUUCCCUCUGCUCCAUCUUUACUUUGGGGGGCUUGAGGAAGGACCGGUUCUUCUUCUCCUUGCUCUUGCCUUUAGCCUGGAACGUCCUCCAACUGUCCACACGGCCAUCUCUUGUUUCCUGUGGAGUGUUUUCACACGAUUACCAAAAUGCUUAAACAAAACAUGCACGAAACUACAUACUAUUAAACAGUAAAAUGAC